AUUAAAAAGUUUAUUUUCCCGCAGGCUAAAAUUUUACACUCAAAUUUUAUCUUGUAGACUCCAGUUUAUUGAUAUCUCUAGAUGUAGACUCUAGAUCUAGAACUUUUUUCUGCAAGCUAAAGUAUUAGAAUCUAGAUUACAUCUAGAAUAAUCUACAUUUACUACAUUAAAUUUAGAAUACUCCCAUUGGAAGCAACAUCCAAAAGCUAAACUUACUUUUUGUUUCAAGAAGUACAUGAUGAGCAAGAAAUCUGAUGCUGGUGACAAGCAACUGUACCAUGAAAGACAGGUAAAGGAGCUGUGCGCUCUCCAUGCCCUGAAUAACCUGAUGCAGAAGAAAGAUGCCUUUACUAAGAAGGAUCUUGACGACAUUUGCUUAAGGUUGUCUCCUGACACAUUCAUAAAUCCUCAUCGUAGCAUGCUCGGACUUGGUAAUUAUGAUGUCAAUGUUAUUAUGGCCGCCUUGCAAGAGAAAGGAUAUGAAACUAUUUGGUUUGACAAACGAAAAAAAGUGAAUGUUUUGAUUCCAGAUAAAAUCAUGGGAUUCAUUUUGAACACACCAACAGAUUACAAGUUGGGUUUUGUUAAGUUGCCCAUCCAUCGCAAGCAUUGGAUUGCCAUUCGGUGGCUGAAUGGAAAAUAUAUGAACCUUGAUUCAAAAUUAGAUGCUCCCUGUGCCAUUGGGGAUGAGGCGAGUCUUUUGGAGUAUCUAGGAUCAGAGUUAAGUAACGGGGACAAAGAGUUGUUACUAGUGGUGGAGAAAGACGUGUAUGACAACUCUUUGUGGCGUAGGGACAGUGAAGGUGGGGAGAAAAAAGACGCUCACACAUCAAACUCAUCUGGAAGUUCACCAAGCAAUUCAUCUUGUGCAGGCUCACCCGGUAGUAACAAUCUCAAGGAUAAAUCUUUGGCUAAUGGUACUGUUGCAAUUACUGACUUUCGGGCACAGGACCAUGUUUCUAGCUGAUGUGAAAUAUUUCUUAGAUUGUCGGUUUAAAUUCAGGUAAAGUAUAUAUAAAUAAAAGUGAUUCCGAAUUGCAUUUCAAAGCAAAUCUUUGGGACCAUGCAGUGAACAAAAUAACUUACAGAAUUUGACUUAUUUGGUUCAUGUUAAUUUGAGUUUACGUUUCAUUUAAAAUAUAAAAUUUCAUCUUCGAUCUUCCACACAUAUACGUGAACCCAAUUAUUGCUUUUUUUUUGGGCAAUUCACUCUAAGUUAUAUUUAUUGUGAAUCUUAUUGUCUGCUUGAUUCUAAUACGGGUGGCUUUUCAACUUGCUUUUGGCGCCAGUUCCCUAUUUAAGAGCUUAGUACUAAAAUUAUUGUUGUGCCAGCUUGAGUUGACUGUUUGUAAUACAUGCAAUACUCACUAUGUAAAUAUUGUCAUCGCUGAUGCUAAUCAUAAAUGUGGAUUUAUUUAUUUUAUACAUUAAAAUCCUAUGUGUUCUAAUAUGUGAUUUACAUGCACUUUUAUAGAGCUAAAAGUAAUCCAGUGCCUGAAUGUAGUGAAUCAUACAAACUGGCAUCUACUACUAGUACUCUCAUUUCUGUCCUGCCAAGGCAUUGAGUCCCAUUAACAUGAAGCUGAAUCUAAUUGAAGAUUCUUGUGUACCUUUAGACUGGGUCCUUUUCCGCAUUGAAACUCUCUCUGGUCAUGUUACAUGACAGGGAAAGUCAUACUUACUGUAACUUGAGUGUCAAACGUUUUGAUUUGUAUAUUUGAGUUGUUUAAUAUUUGAUCAAGUUUAGAAUCUUUACCUGGCUUUAAACAUGGAAGCUUUUUGUUGUACUGAUAUACAUAAUUUUUAAAAGCAAAAGUAAUGGUCAUCCUUGUAUGAUUUUUGGUUGUUGCCAUUUUGCAUGUGGUUAUAAGCUCUCAGUUUUUUUUCUAAUUAACUUUUUUUUUUUAUUCAAGCCUGACUUGCGAUUUGGUAAAAAAGAAAAUAAUGUACCUUAUUUAAAUUUGUUAUGUAUAGAAUAUUUGCUGCUAACAAGUGAUAUCUGUGACAUGUUUUUGUUCAUAUGUGAUCUGGAUUUAUAUGUGUAAAAAAACAUUUGUUUGUACUGCUGUUGUUUUUUUUUUAAUUCUUCAAUCUCUUUUAUUUAAUCAGUUCUAUUUAUACAGACUAAAACCUAAAAUAAAACAAAAUCUUUAGGUUUAUUGUUUUUCACUACUUUAUUGUUUCCUUACAAGACGUGUACAUAUUUUGUUUUCUAAUAAUUUAUUUAAAAUAGAUUUCAUCAUCUCUAUAACAAUUAUCUAUUUGUUUGUUAUUAUUAUUAUUUGCAAAUUAUUAUGCAAGGUUUAUGUGUUUAAACAAUGUCCUCUCAUAAAAAAUAUUUGCCAAGCAAGAGAUUAUAUUUUAAAAUUUCUUUUUAAGUAUGUUUAUAAAUAUAAAAAUUUUGCUUGUCAAUGGAGUGUUUCUCCAAAUUUGGUUUCUCCAGAGUUGAUCUUUAAAAGAAGUAAGAAAUAGCUUAGUUGUUCCUCCCUAUUCAAUACAUAUACAAUUACUGAGUAAGCCACUGGCUGUCCUUGUAUAUUUACAUAUAAAGCUCCUCCUUUGUGGUUGAAGAUGAGCACAAUCUGACGAACUCCCAAGAUUGGAAAAGCACACAAAGCUUGAAUAGGUUUGUCAGUUUCAGUGUUGCCUGCACACAAAGCAUGAAUAGGUUGGGUCAGUUGCAGUGUUGCCUGCUGAGAGCAUUAGUUUUUUUUGGUUUUAUUGCUCUUAGUUCUUUGCUGAUGUCCAUGCCUUGAAAAGUCAUGAGUGUCAAUUCUUAGGGGCAAGAGAUUGUGAAAGAUUUUUUUUUUGGCCAAAAUAACUUCAAGUAACUCUAAGUAAAUAACUUCUUAGGCUUAAAUUUGACAAACUUGCUAUAUGGACAAGUACUAUUCAUGCUUUACUGAAACUGGAUCCGUUAGCAAAAUUUUUGUUAAAACGUAUCCCAAGUUACAUUCCAGUUUUGUGUCUUAGUUCAACUGUAUAACUGGGAUGAAAUUAUUACGAGGUAAAUCCAUUGAUGCAAAGUGUAGCAAAAAAAAAACUGUUAAUUCUAAUCACAUGCAUACAAAUGGCAUAUUCACUCACUCUAAUCACUUGCAUACAAAUGGCAUAUUCACUCACUCUCUUUCACUGUCUGUCUCAGGGAUUUCUAACAAUGUAAUAAUACUUUGUUAAAUUACAAAUAUUAGUUUAAUUAUAAAUAUUAUAUAUAUACCUUCUUCAAAUUAUAUUGCAUUCAUUUCUCUGUUAUAUGUUUCUUCUUCUGUGUUCUCAAUAUCGUGUUGGAGAGUUCAUCUAACUAAUCUUCUAUCUGCGAUAAACUGUGCAAUGUGUCCAGAUCUGGCCUAUUUUCAUACAGUUUUUCUUGCAUAGGGAUGUUUUGUGGCUAAUGUCUUGUUUGGGCCUCUCAAUAAAAUUUGCUGCAUGUGCUUUUGAGGACACAGUCUGCAUUCUCUGGUGACACACCACAAGGGCAUAUUCCAAUAGACUAAUUAUCAGAAUCCAUAACAUGUAUUGUCUAAUUCUCUUGUGUUCGGUUUGAAGGUGAAAAGUUUGAUGUUGAUCAUAUUGGAAUAGCUUGUAAAAUGCUUCUGUUAUAAAAUGAUUAUAAUUGAGUUUAAAUUUUAAGUAUGAAGUUUAAAAAAAAACCCAACACAUUUCAAUAAGUGAUUUAAAAGGAUGAGAAUUUCCAGAUUUUCUUAGCCGCAUGCAUCUGAUCACAUUGUAGUCUUUAAAUUACCUUCAUGGCUAAAAAAUGUAAUGGGGUAUGUUUUGGAAAUUUUUUCAUUCAAAUUUAGUUUUGCUAAACUCUUUCAGUGCGGUGUUACUCUCAGCGAGUACCUUCGCUAGCGCUGGUCAGUACGGCGUACACUCAGCGUGUAACUUGGUUUAUAAUAUUUAUUUCACUAUCUUUUUUCUCUUUUUUUUUUCAUUUUCCGGAUGUGAGAGUGAUUGUUCUUUGUUUUGGUAGUAAAUUUGAUGCAGUAUCAACAUGUUUAAAAGAAAAUAGACAACAUUAUGUUAAUGGUUCUUUUUUAGUUUAUUUCCCAGGACCCGAAAAAUGUAAAUAUACAAUUUCUUAGUGUUUUUUUUCUUCUUGUAUGAAAUCUGAAGCGAUUAAAUGUGUUUAGUAUUGUGAUUUUUCAAUAUUUAUUGAUUAAAUGUUUAAUUAAAAGGUUAAAUCUUUCAGUAUAUCAAUUUUUAAUGAAUUUUAAAAAUAUUUUCUUUUUCCGUGCUCAGUUUAAAAUUAAUGAAAAACAAUUUUUCUUCAAUAAUUAAUUUUAUUUAUUUUCAUUUUGUAGCCCAUUCAUUUUCCUUCCAAAUAAAAUCAAAUAUGUUAGAUUAUUUAAUAAAAUAAAAAAGUUAAUGUUAGUUUUAGUAACUCUACCCCAGGGGAAAAUUUGUGUUCAAUCCGGAAAACUCCAUUUUUUUUCGAUCAAAAUAAUUCGCACUGAAAGAGUUAAGUUGGUCAGAAAUGAAUUUAAGGUUAAGUCUGAGGCAUAAAUGGUAAUUUAAGAAGUGACUAUAUUUUUUUUGUUUUAGGCAACAUGUUACUUAAUGUCUCUAGUAAACAUAUUUGUAUUGUUAUUGCUUUGUGUGUGUGGUAGAUUAGAUUGUGUAGUUUGAAUGGAUAAAACCAAAGAAAGGCGCAAGGGAUGUCUCUUAGUGCUAGCUUGUGUACUUUCAUAUAAAGCAAUCUUCAUUAUUUCAUUUUCACUUUUUUUUCAUUUGGAACAAAAUUAAAUGUGCCAAACAUUGAUAGUUUCAUUUUACUAUUAUUAGAUGUAUUGGGGGGGAGGGGGAUUUAUUUUUAUCUCAAGGACAAAGAAGACUGUAUUCAGCACUGAACCCUAAUCAACUAUUUGACACAUUAUUUGUCAGCAACUGGCCACCAGCUCUGGAGAAACCCUUACCUACCUCCAUUUUGUUUUGAAGGCAGCACAUUGAAUGCAUACACAUUUAUUUGGCGUUUCUGCAAUAUUGCCUGGGAUUGAACACAUGUGUAUUGUGAUAUAACCGGACAUCAUCUCAGUGAUGUUACUGAUUUUAUUUUUUUUUUAUUGUUAUACUAACAGUUGUUUGCUUGCAGAGAGUUUCUAUUAUUAAAAGUUAUAAUAUAUUCUGUCCAAGGCCAUUUUUACUUCAUAUGGCUUUUAAAUGUUUAAUUAUUUAAUUAACCUUUUUUAAAAAACUAGUGGUAUUCUUGGGGCCAUUUUUACGUUGUAUAAUGAUUACUUGGGUCCUCACAGGCUGUUCAGUGCAUUGGGCAGCAAGCUGUGUCUAUAGAAAUCAGUCUGUAGCAAUGUCUAACCUAUUCUCAGCUAGUGUUCUCCGCCAUGAGAUCUUCAAUAAAAGUGUUGCCCCAAGUUAUUUGAGGACAUCCCUUUUGAGUUUUCCUUGUGUUUGCCCUCAUGUUAUACCCUUGGGACUUGCAAUUCAUUAUGUUGGACAUGUCCCUCAGGACCUCGUGCAAAGGUCUGUAACAAUCUCAUUUUGCCAUGCAUGGGCUGUUGGACUUCCUGUUUGGUCCAACUUCAUCAUCAGUAAUUGGCCCCUCUUAACCCAUGUUAGAUUAUAUCUGUUUGAUGUUUGCCGCUUCUGUAGCAAUCGAGGCUUUACAGUGUGGAGUUGUUAGCCCCCAAUAUCAACCCUCCUCCUUAUUCAUUUGGGCUUGGGACCGAUAAUUAUUUUUUUGUUCUUAGGUCCAAUUUUACUUUGUAAAACAAUUAUAAAGUGUCAGUUUUGUUAAAUUAGAUUACAAUUUUAUGUCUUUUUAUAUAUAUAUAUAUUCAAGAGAUAAAUCUUCUUUAAAAAAAAAGUUCUACAAUAAAUUUUGCACCAUUUUACUAUAGCUAGAUUAAGCUCUAGGUGUUAUUUGAUUCAAAAAUCCAUUAUGAUAAAUUUUCAAUAUAAGUGAUACCGUAUGUUUGGUUUUAAGAUGCUAGUUCAUUUUGUUUUGUAUUUAUAAUUUAAAAUUUGUGGCUCUAGCUUUAGAGUAUUGUGCAAAAAUUAGACAUAUAACCAUUAACAAGGACUUUGACCCAAAGCUCCUAUACUUGUGUACAUUUUUGAUGUGCCUAUUUAUUGGAUAUAUAUUUCUUUAUUAAUUACUAUUCAUUUUGUAUCAAGUUUAAAUUUGCUCUCCAAAGUUUUAUAUAAAUCUUAUCUAUGCUACUUGAUAGAAUUAAAAUUUAACAACAGCAAUCA
Molecule: messenger RNA, 6210 nt
Organism: Biomphalaria glabrata
Lineage: Eukaryota; Metazoa; Mollusca; Gastropoda; Planorbidae
Product: josephin-2-like
Exons: 4
Coding region: 236-967 (243 amino acids)
Biological process (GO): protein deubiquitination
Molecular function (GO): cysteine-type deubiquitinase activity
Source: RefSeq, a predicted model, not a curated record